Messenger RNA from Amborella trichopoda, 1751 nucleotides. RefSeq lists its product as uncharacterized. Gene Ontology annotation, biological process: male meiotic nuclear division; female meiotic nuclear division. The record is from RefSeq and is a predicted model, not a curated record. Lineage: Eukaryota; Viridiplantae; Streptophyta; Magnoliopsida; Amborellales; Amborellaceae.
CUAGUAGCAUGGUGCAGCAGAAUCAUGGCUAACACAAUAAUUCACCCUCCACCUCAAAUUCUUCACAAAACCCUAGAAAGAGAAAGAAGAAGAAACACCUUUUCUUUUUGCUGCUCUCUCUCUCUCUCUCUAACAUUGACCACCUUCUGCUUCUAUUCUAGUCAUCUACACUGCCUUUUCUUUCCACAUACUUUUUCUCAAAAAUUUAACCUAAAUUCAGAGGCCCAAAAUGGAGGUCAAUACACUUGGACUGAGAAACCCAAGUUCUUCCAUGGAAGUAGGGUUUGGGUGCCCAUGGUUGGAGUUGGAGAAUCAGAAUUUCACAUUUUUGGGGGCAGACAUGUCCUUGGUGAUGCAAAAUUGGAACCAGAGCUCACCACAACAUCAAGCUUCACCCUCUUCCGACUAUUUCCUUCACACAGCUACAGGCUACCUACAAGAUGCAUUGGUUGACUUGAAGGAUCAGUGCAAGAAGAGAAAAACACUCUUCUUUCCCCCUUGUAGUUCUCAGGCAACCCAAAUCCAUGGCUCUCCUCUACAUAAUGAUUGGAAUUGGGAUUUGCAGAGAGAAGUAACAAGUGAUAGCACAGUUUCAGGAGAACACUCAAACUUCUCAUUGAGUUGCCUCAGCGUUGAGGAAGCCUUUCAGGAGUUGAAGAGUGAAGAAAGAAAUGAGAGACUCUCUUGUGUUGAAGAGAGAAUUUCAGGCUCACUCAAGGAAGAGAGAGAAAGCUUCGGUUCAGAUGAAGAGGCCAAGAGUUCACAUGGAGUGGAGAAGAGGAAGGAACAUAUAAUAAAGAAGAAGAAGAAGAAGGUGGCGGCUAGUAGUAGUAGGGUGGCCUAUCCAUUUGCAGUGGUGAAGCCAAGCGGUGUGGAGGGAGAUGUGACGUUGAGAGACAUAAACAGGAGGAUUCUGACGAGGCCCACCAGGCCCAUUCAGCACCCGGUUGGAGACUACGCCACAUUGCCCCCCUCUCUCUCUCUACUUUCUCACUCCUCCUCUGCCCUGUCGGGUAAAGCCGUUGUGGGCCUCACCAGGAUACACACACGCGGCACAGGCACAAUCACUAUCAUCAGAACUAAGGAUUAGUACUACUGCACCAGAACACUACUCAUUCUCUCUCUACAUCUGUUCAAAGAGAGAAUCACUCUCUCUCUCUCUACCCAUGAAGGAGUCACUCUCUCUCUCUCUCUACCCAUGAAGAUGUCCCUCUUUAUACUGGCUUCACAGGCAUGGCAGCACAAUCAGCAUCAUCAAACAGAGAUCUCUCUCUCUUUCUCUCUCUACUAGGAUCCACAGGCUUGGGAAGUGGCACAACCACCAUCUUUAAAACCAGAGGCUGAUCUCUCUCUCUCUCCUCUUUCUCUCUCUAUCUUGAUGUACAUAUUUGUCGCUUGUCAUGCACCCUACGUAGUACGUAGCUAGUACUACUACUACCUCGUCAUGUUUUGGAGUGCUUAUAAUGGAGUUAUAUGUGUACGCAUACUGUUGUGAAGAUAAAUAACAAGUUUUUUGUGUGGGGUUCAAGAAUCAAUAUUGUUGUUUCAAAUUUUUAAUUUUUGUUUGUUGCAUUAAUAAAUCAUAUAUACAAUUGAGAAAUAAAUCUCUCUGGCAGGAGGGCAGCAAAUAGGUGCUAGAAGCCUAGAACUAAGCCAUAUCAAGAUUCUAGCCUUCCAAAUGAUUGUUUUACACAUGUUGAUAGCGAAUCUCUAAGUCUUUUAUAUUUUUCUAAAUUUUACCCGAGGCUAAG